AUGUCAAACCUCCCGUUUUCCUUCCAUCUUUUCCCUCCGGACCGAAGUCAGUCCCCGGGCUCCCAUGCUAGGGAUCUCGCCAACUCCCGGAACAACUCCAGGAGCUUGCUGUCAUCGGCUCCCAACGGCUCACCGCCAACAAAAUCCUUGGCCAAGAAGAUCCGUCAAGUCCAUCUGGGGGACAUCUGCUACUCAGACAGUGAGGCUGCGUCAGAGACUGAGGCUAAUGAUACCAGCACUGCAGAGCUUGCUGCCAAUGCACCCCGGUAUCGAAGAAAGAGCAGCACUUUCAUCGAUGGCAUCCAUGAUACCGGCGAGGACACUAAGAAUAUGGCUCCGGCCCAGCUGUACAGCACCAUGUCCGGCAGGCUGUUCCACUCUGGUCGGAUAGCGAUAGUAAUGGUCGGACUUCCUGCCAGAGGCAAGACUCACGUCUGCGUAUCCAUGGCUCGAUAUUUGCAAUGGCUGGGUGUCAAGACGCGUAUCUUCCAUCUUGGAGACUAUAGACGAGCUACGGUUGGGAAUGACAAGGAUGUGCCAGAAGAUUAUUUCUUUCCUGAUGCCUCACCGGCCUCUGUCAUGCUACGCCAGAAGAUCCUCAAGAAAUGCAGGGAGGAUAUUUAUUCUUGGCUGAACCACGAGAACGGACAAGUUGCGAUUUAUGAUGCAGUCAACCCGACCGCAAGUGGGCGAAGAUCGUUGGCAAAGGAGUUUGCCAAGCACGAUGUUCAGACGCUGUUCCUGGAGUCCUUUGUGAACGACGAGAAGAUCUUGCGUGAAAACGCCAGAAAUGUCAAGAUCAACUCGCCAGACUUCGACGGUAUGGAUGCUGACGAAGCGGCAAAUCUCUAUCUCCGACGCAUAGAGAUGAAGAUCCCAACCUUCGAAACUAUGAACGAAACUGAGCUCAACUAUAUCAAGAUGAUCAAUGCAGGAGAGAAGUUCUUUUACAACAACGUGUCUUUCAAUUAUCUCUCGCACCGCAUCGUUUUCUACCUAACCAACACCCAUAUCAAAUCUCGGACCACCUUUUUUGCUCGGGCUGGCGCUGCCACAGAGGAGGACUCCUACAAGGCCGACGCCCCCCUCUCCGAAUCAGGCCACGAGUACGCAAAGAUCAUGGCCGAAACGCUUAUCAAGCACCGUGAACAGGAGCGUGCAGCAUUGAUAGCCGAGGGUGGUCCAGAUGUGCCCUUGAAGCCACUGACGGUCUGGACUAGUACUCGACAGCGAACGAUCGACUCUGCUGAGCCCUUCUACGAGCGAGGCUACAAAGUCCGUCAACGCAGCCAGAUGUCCCAGAUCAACCCUGGUGUGUGCGAAAAACUAUCGGAGCGCGCUAUCCGUCGUUUAUACCCUGACGAGGUCGAGAAGCACGACCUUGACCCGUACCAUCACCGAUACCCCCGUGCUGAGUCUUAUCAUGAUUUGGCUGUCCGCCUGGAACCUAUCAUUCUGGAGUUGGAGCGCGAGCAGAACGACCUGUUGAUCAUUGCACAUGAGUCGGUUCUGAGGGUUUUGUAUGCCUAUCUGAUGCACUGCAGCACCAUGGACAUCCCGACCCUCAAGUUUCCAAGGAAUGAGAUCAUCGAGAUCAUCCCAGCUGCCUACCAGAAUGAGGCAAAGAGAGUCCAAAUUCCAGGAUUGGAUCCCAAGAUGGUGCCCGGAAGUCCCGAAGACAUCCGCAUCCCUGUGCCCAGCAUGCCAGGGAGCGGUACCGACAGUCCUGCGCCGUUGCCGGGUGGUGGACUCGGAAGUCCCGCGGAGCCGAACAACGAGAUCGAGCAGCAGAGCAAGUGGGAGAAGAUCGUCAGCACGGCGAAGGAUGCAGUCAAGGACAAGCUUACAGAUGUGGACUAA
This is a messenger RNA of Truncatella angustata, 1860 nucleotides long. Its product is annotated as 6-phosphofructo-2-kinase-domain-containing protein. Gene Ontology annotation, molecular function: 6-phosphofructo-2-kinase activity; ATP binding; fructose-2,6-bisphosphate 2-phosphatase activity. Lineage: Eukaryota; Fungi; Ascomycota; Sordariomycetes; Amphisphaeriales; Sporocadaceae. The transcript has 6 exons. Gene Ontology annotation, biological process: fructose metabolic process; fructose 2,6-bisphosphate metabolic process. The coding region runs from base 1 to 1860 and encodes 619 amino acids. The record is from RefSeq and is a predicted model, not a curated record. Gene Ontology annotation, cellular component: cytosol.